Molecule: messenger RNA, 1506 nt
Organism: Sorex fumeus (smoky shrew)
Lineage: Eukaryota; Metazoa; Chordata; Mammalia; Eulipotyphla; Soricidae
Gene: RMND5B
Product: required for meiotic nuclear division 5 homolog B
Exons: 9
Coding region: 9-1193 (394 amino acids)
Biological process (GO): proteasome-mediated ubiquitin-dependent protein catabolic process
Cellular component (GO): nucleus; cytoplasm; GID complex
Molecular function (GO): protein binding; ubiquitin protein ligase activity
Source: RefSeq, a predicted model, not a curated record
AGGCAGCCAUGGAGCAGUGCGCCAGUGUGGAGCGUGAGGUGGACAAGGUCCUGCAGAGGUUUCUGACCUAUGGGCAGCACUGCGAGCAGAGCCUGGAGGAGCUGCUGCAGCAUGCGAGCCGGCUACGGGCAGAGCUGGCGGGGGCAGCCCUGCAGGGGAUGCCCCUCUCGGCCACCCUCUCCCUGGUGAUGUCGCAGUGCUGCCAGAAGAUCAAGGACACAGUGCAGCAGCUGGCCUCGGACCACAAGGACAUCCACAGCAGUGUGUCCCGCGUGGGCAAGGCCAUCGACAGGAAUUUCGACUCUGAGAUCUGCGGUGUCGUGUCUGACGCUGUGUGGGACUCCCGGGAGCAGCAGCAGCAGCAGGUCCUGCAGACGGCCAUUGUGGAGCACCUGUACCAGCAGGGCAUGCUGGGAGUGGCCGAGGAGCUGUGCCAGGAGUCCACGCUGAAUGUGGACCUGGGCUUCAAGCAGCCCUUCUUGGAGCUGAACCGGAUCCUGGAGGCGCUGCACCAGCAGGACCUGGGGCCAGCCCUGGAGUGGGCAGUCUCCCACCGGCAGCGCCUGCUGGAGCUCAACAGCUCCCUGGAGUUCAAGCUGCACCGCCUGCACUUCAUCCGCCUGCUGGCCGGCGGCCCCGAGAAGCAGCUGGAGGCCCUGAGCUACGCCCGCCACUUCCAGCCCUUCGCCCGGCUGCACCAGCGGGAGAUCCAGGUGAUGAUGGGCAGCCUGGUGUACCUGCGCCUGGGCCUGGAGAGGUCACCCUACGGCCACCUGCUGGACAGCAGCCACUGGGCCGACAUCUGCGACACCUUCACCCGGGACGCCUGCUCCCUGCUGGGGCUCUCCGUGGAGUCGCCCCUCAGUGUCAGCUUCGCGUCAGGCUGCGUGGCACUGCCGGUGCUCAUGAACAUCAAGGCGGUGAUCGAGCAGCGGCAGUGCACAGGCGUGUGGAGCCAUAAGGACGAGCUGCCGAUUGAGAUAGAACUGGGCAUGAAGUGCUGGUACCACUCGGUGUUCGCCUGCCCCAUCCUCCGCCAGCAGACGUCUGACGCCAACCCUCCCAUCAAGCUCAUCUGCGGCCACGUGAUCUCGCGAGAUGCCCUCAACAAGCUCAUCAAUGGCGGGAAGCUGAAGUGUCCCUACUGUCCUAUGGAGCAGAACCCGGCAGAUGGGAAACGCAUCAUUUUCUGACUCCUGCUGGCCCUGGGACUGUGCGCAAAGGAGCAGCCACCUGGCACUCAGGCCCCGGGGUGCUGGUCAGAACAGCUGGCCCCAAAGACUAGGCGGUAGUCGCCUGGCCCUCAGAGGGUGGGCUCAGCCACAGGCCCCUGCUGAUGUCUGCACCCACUGUAAACCCUCCACGCAAAACUGCCUGCCACUCUAAUGUGGAGCAAAGGCCUUCCUCCUCCUCCACCUGCCUGCGGCUUUCCUGGCUGAGAAUUGCGCAGGACCCGCUGAAAGGUAACGGUGGGCUGCAGACAGGGCAGCGGCACGCACGGGCAGC